UAGUCGAGUGUGCAAACUUGUGCUAUUGUCCCCAGGCCAGGGGGAGUCAUGGAGACCCACUAAUAUGACACAGGAAAAUGUUUGCUGAUGGCAAUUCUAUGGGCUUUGUCUAACUCUUUCUCCAUCAUGACGACUCGAUUUAAGUCUCUAACUGUUUGACUACAGAUGCAAGAGUACUAUCCAACUCCAUCCUUUUGUUCGGGUAGUUUGAAUGGGUAAUUCAGCUUUUGUGUAACUCAAUUGAGGGGGCAAACAUAAAGACAAGAUUCUUGAGCGCUCAAGCUCCCUUUCCAUGGAUAUCUGCACAUCUCUUUAGAGAUUUGUUCCUUUCCUACCUUUUUCUGACAUCAUCCUCCCCUUAAAAAAAAAUGCUCCGAUGGGGAACAGUUAAAAGUAGGCUAGUCCAGUCCCCUGUAUUAUAUUGUCCUGUGCCAACGAAGCAUGUUUAGUAUCAGCCCCAAGACAGCUUUCGAGAAUGCAGAGAAAAGGGUGUCUAAACUUUCCUAACUGAUCUUCAGCAUUUUUGCUUUGGAUUGUGUAAUUUUAAAAUGAAAGGUUUCCAUCGGGGUGAAGGGCAUAGGGAGAAUGGUAGAAAUCAUGGGGAAAUGAUUGUAUUUAUUAGCUGUCUUUCUGCGGCUGUCCCCAUGGAGACAAUUUGUGAUGGCAAAGAAUGCAAGGAGGGGAGGCUGAUGCCUGAUUGGGAUGCUUUGUAUUUGGCAAAGUGGCUUCUGAUUGGCCUGGGAGAGCCCCGAACUCGCUGGAGUCGAUAUUCAUUCAGCUUGCUCAAGUGCUUGCUAAACUACAUCCAAACACUGGCGGGCCCUGGCUGCCUCCGCCGAGGUUGGCGGUGUGUAACCUGCCUAACGGGAUUAGCGGGGAAGGGGCUCUCUCUCCUCUGCAGCGACGCUGCCGCCGGCACCGGUGAGAGAAGCCGCCGCUCGCCGGGUUUGCCACGGUUUGUCUGAAGGAUUAUAAACUUUUCAUGGGAAACUCUGCGCGGUGCAUUCAGUGAGAUGGCAUCGGACAGCGAGGUAAAAACUCUACUGAACUUCGUUAACCUGGCUUCGAGCGACAUCAAAGCGGCUCUGGAUAAAUCAGCUCCUUGUCGCCGGUCAGUUGACCACAGAAAAUAUCUGCAGAAGCAGCUCAAGCGGUUUUCUCAGAAGUACUCACGGAUCCCCCGGUGUCACCCCAGCAAACCCCCUGAGUGCGGCUGGCGCAGGGGGGCAGAGGACCGGGCCCGCGGCCCCCUGCCCGAGGCUCCCGAGCCCAGCCCCCACGGCGGGGCUGCCGCCGACAAGGUGAUGCAGACAGCCGAAGCAGAGGAGAGCCUCACCGGGGAAAGGAUUUUGCAGGAACAAAAACCCGAGGCUGCCCGACCGGACCAGGUGCCCAUGAGGAAGCGACAACUCCCUGCCUCCUUCUGGGAAGAGCCACGGCCGGCCCAGAGCCUGACGGCCAGAGCCUUUGCUGCCAGCUCUGAGGGGCUCCAAGCCCCCAGAGACCCUCCUCCCUAUGAGGGGAAGAAAAGCAAAAGGAGCCCAGACGCUGCUGGCCCGGAGAGCCCCCCUGACACUGCGCCACAUGCCGGGGAGAAGGAGCCCGCCGGGGCCCUCUCGGGCCGAGUGGGUGCUUGGACCUGCUGCCCCUUCCCCUGCCCCGGGCCAGGCGUGUACCAGCCCCCGGGCGCGCUGCCCCCGUCGCCCUUCCCGGGGCUGGGGCUGUGGAGGAAGAGUGCGGCCACGCUGCCGGGGGAGGUGCCGCACUUCUGCAAGGAGGCCGAUGGCCCGGGGCAGAAACUGUACAGGCCCAUGGUUCUGAAACCCAUCCCCACCAAGCCCGCCAUCCCCCCUCCCAUCUUCAAUGUUUUUGGCUAUCUUUAGCGGGGCGGGUGUCGGAGUCAUGCCGAACACGACAGCUCCCGAGGGGGAUUUGAAACGCCCGGUCAGCCUUCGGGCGUGAGCUGCUGGCAGCGCGGAGCGGCAGGGGAAGGAGGCCGGCGAUCACACCCCGCGCCUCGUGGGCGGGCUGCAGGGAAUCACUAACUGCUGGGAAGGUACUUGGGCUGCGCUCUGCUCUCCGUUCACCGGGGUAAAUCGGGAAUAAACCUUGCGAAGCCGGUGGCAUGGAGCAUGACCAGGUCUCUUUCAUCGAUGGGCACUGUGUGAGCCGCGGCGAGCGGGGCUGCGGGCCAUUCAUAGCCGCACUUGUAACACCUAGGAGGCCUCCUCCACGUGGGAACGUCUUUUCUGGGGCUGCCCUGCAGCAGCAGCAGUGAAAUGGAAUGAAUUAAAUGCAUUCAAAGAGGUUUUGUAUUUUAAAGUAAUCCCAGAGAAGUCAAGAUAUUCAGGUCAUUUCGUUUUGCAUGCAAGAGACUGGAAGGGUGGUAUUUGAUAGAAAAACCACUUGUGAUUGAUUCAAGCUCUUGUUGUAUGUAAAUACUGACAGAAUUAAAAGAAAAAAAAUAAGGGAAGGAAAGAAGGUAAUUUUAUUUUGGUCAUUCUGCAAAUGCAGUCUUAGUUUUGCCCCACUAGGUAGACACGGGUUUGAUUUACAACUGGUGGGGAGAUAUGAGGGCUGAAAUCUCUGCCUAUUCAGAUUUAUACAAAUCAGAAGUAAUUUUCCCGUAAGUAAAUCUGCUAAGCUGGUGCAAAUGAAAGUGGGAUGAAUUUCCACAUCAGGAAUUGCUCUGCAUCAACAGAAUAAAUGAGGAAUCUUAUUAGUUUAACACAAAACCAUUAGGUGUGAUGGAAGAAAAAAGUAAAGAGUAGACUGCCUUGAUUUCUGGCUGAGAGAUAUCUUUUAUUUUGCCUGAUUUUAAUAUGUUUUCACAAGACCCGUCUGUAAAUGUUUUGCCUAGCAUUUUCCUAUUUUUUUUAAACAAACUGGCAUUGGAGAUUUUAUUAGGAAGUGUUUUUAAGUUAGGUUUCUCUUAAACUCAUGGACAAAGUGGUACUAAGACACAGAACAUGAGAUACGAGAAGUUUAAUACUGCAGGUGUAUGUGUCUAUUUGGCUAUUUAAUGGAGUAAAUUACUGAAGUCAAGAAAAGUAUAUUUUGGGACAAAAAAGGGCCAAAGAAUGGACACCCAUGAUCUCCCAGGGCCUGAACCUGCUGUUGCUGAAGCUAAUUGGAACUUCUCCCCGGACUCAAUAAAAAGUGGCCUUGAUUGGUUAGGUCUGUGACUAGCAUAGCUCUCCAUGACUCCUGAUAUCUCUACAAGGAGAAAACCAGAAAAUGCUUCAUUUGAGUGCAUUGCAGUCAUUAAAAAAAUUAUCGUCUGAAGCAAUUGUAGAGUAUCAUUUUGUAUCUUCUGAUGGCCUUGGUAUUAUAUAACCAGGCUGCAAUUUUUAUUAGGAUAUGAACUACCACUGGGAUUAGCUCAGUUGGUUAGAGCCUGGUACCAAUAAUGCCAAGGUUGUGGAUUUGAUCCCUCUCUGAGCCAUUCACUUAAGAGUUGGACUUGAUGAUCCUUGUGGGUCCCUUCCAACUUAAAAUAUUCUAUGAUUCUACUCCCAGGCUAAAUGUAGUUUACUCUUUCCUCAAACCUCACAUAUCCCACCAAUGUUCACUUUUAUGGAAACAAUGUCUGUAAUGUGUUUGUAGUGCAAGCCGACAGUAGAAACAGAGAUGGCUUUCAUUUCUUUCUCUCUACGAUGGCACUUGAUUUAUGUAUCAAGCCAGCAGACUAUAGGAGAGAGAGCAGGAAAUGUGUUUGGUAGCACAUACCUGCAACUAAAUGCAAGGUGUGAGGAGCUAAAGAGCCAAUCUAGGGGUUAAAGACUUCAGGUUAGCUCUUGAUCCAGAAGUAAAGAUGGGAACAUACUUAGAUGCCUUUCCCUUUUUUGGAAAAAAUCCCUGAGGAAACUGUCCCUCUCCAAAAUGAGUGUAACAAAAGCCAGAGCCAUUGAAGUUAAAGGUAGGAGAGCAACAACUUUUAAUUUAGAGUCCUGUAGGUAAGGAAUUUUCUUACAUGGAAAUGGGGGCUUUUCUCACAUCGUAGCUCUGUGUUGCUGCCGUAAUCCAGAUGCAGCCAGAUGCUGAACUCUGUUUCAGUACUAUCAAUACAGAGCAGCCUCCUUGCUAUUGGUCUGGAUUUCCAUCUGGGCAGUCAGACCAGGUCAUGGAAUGAACUACUGGUAUUGCAGUAGUUGCUGUGCUUAAGUGUUCCUCCUUGAGCUCAUUAGGGAAAUUUCUAAGUGCUGUGGAUCACACCAGAAUAAGGACUUUAGUAAAAAUUAAAAUACUUGGCAAAGUGGAUAGCCUCAGUAUAAAUUUUAUUUCUGAAGAAAGCCAGAGGAAGAAUAGAGUUAAAACCAAGCUUCUAUCUUUGGAAUAUUAAAUUCCUAGUUUUCUUUUUUAUUUUUAUUUUUUAAACUUUUUUUUUAAUUUUUUAAAAUUUGAACGUAUAUUGCUGCACAUUUUCCAUGUUGUAGAAUAGUGUGUUUUAAAGUCAUGAUGAAGGAUUGAAACAGACCAUUGUAAAUGACCUCUGACUCAAAUAUUUAUGCUCCUACACUCAGAUUUAAACUAAUGUUACUUUUUCAAAAUCCUUUGUAGCAUGGAAGCUCCCCCCCAGCCCAAGGCAAGCAGUGGCCCUUGCUGGGGCUUUGAACUGGAGCAGCAGUGAAGUAAAACACAAAUGAACAGAAGACAAUUGUUAAGUAUAUUCAAAAUCCCUGAAUGGGGAUGUGUGAGACUUUCCAAAAGGCUUGCAAAUAAUAGCAACUCUGUCUCCUCUCUAGCAAUACUUACUGUUCUCUCAUCCCUGAGAUUAACAAUGGAAUUAUUAAUUAUUCAAGCUUGGAUUGAUUCAGAAUUUUUCUGGAUAUUUGUGUGUUUGGCUGGUCGAUGGUUGAUGUUCCUAUUCAGGACAGCUGAUAGUCCUUAAGAAUCUACUUGUUUAUUCAUACGUUGUUUGAAAGAAGGAAACAUAACAUUUGAGAGCUGCUAUUUACUAGAACAAUGCAGAUUUAAACUUUUAAAAACACAAUAGCUUUUAUAAAUAAUGCGAAGGGAGAGGUAAAUGAAAAAACUUUCAUACAAAAUAAAAUUAAAAAAUCAGAAAAGUGCACAAGAACAUCAAGUGAAUUGCACAUAUUGCAGUAAAAAAAAAAAGUACAGUAACCUGGUCAUGAAAUAUUCCUAGAACAUUUCACAUGAAGUCAUCCUCUCUGAAGGAGUCUAACUAUCACACUCAGUGAAACAAAACACUUUACCUUGCACUAGAAUUACUGAUCUGCUUACAAAGCCUGACGUGCCUGGGUUUUGGAGUGUUUUUCUUUUCACAGUAACUUGUAAAUGCAUUAAAGGCACAUUGAAUUUGUGCAGAUUCAGUAUUGUGCACAAAAUAUUUCAGUGACUGGAGUGGAGAGGUAGUGGGCUCCAUUUCAGUGCAAAUAAAUGUAAACUGAGUGUGUGAAGGUUUGCAAUAAAGAUCGAGCAGAAAGGACUUAAUAACAUUGUAAUUACCAGACUCCCCCUCUAACUGAUAGACUCUUCUCACCUCAGUUUCUGUGCACAGCGUGCACUUGUCCUUCCCACAGCUGUGUUAUGUUCCCAUCAGACCAGUGCUCUCUGGCUCAGUGACUCCUGCUCAGGACAGAUCGUUGACAGCAACCAGGACAUGGGUCUCCCAACAGAAAUGAAGGUCUCUUGGUUGAAAGAAGAAAUGGGCUUACCAUAUUUAUCCCAUUCAAACCCAGUUUCAGCUUCUCCAAGGACAUAAAAAGGAAUUGCUACUUGCUAGACUUUUGUGGACACAGAAAUGUUGGCUCAGGGGAAAUUCCCGGGUUGGGAUACUUAUGAAAUCCCACUUCUAGAGUUAUACAUGUAUUUGGUGAUUGUGAACCCUUCUACCUGCCAGGGUCUCCAGGACUGUCACUGCACACCAAACUCUGAAGUGGUCUCCACCAAGCUCUGUCUGUAUCCAUCACCCUCUACAACUCUGCUUUUUUUAUACUUACUUGAUUUCAAGGACAUCUGAUUUAUAUCGAUGUAAGACCCAGAUCUUUGUUGCACAGCCCCAGAAAGUGAGAGAUGCAUGAAGUCCACAGUGAUUUCCUAUCUGUCCAGAUACUGCUUACCAAUACAGAGCCUUCACUGGCAGAACUGAUACAGCAAUUUCUUGUUCCUUUUCUCUCCACCCAAUGUUUUUCUAACCUAAACCAAUUCCCUAUUCACCCUGCAGGAGACAAGGGAGUAGAUCUUAAACUGGCAGUAAAGGAAGUUACUGGAUGAAAUUUCACCAGUGGAGGAAUCUCACCUGACUUUCUAAAGCUUUACAAGAGUAGUUUCCAGUGUGAAUUGAAACUCUGGUGGUUUUUCAAUUUUUGCAUUUUUAAAGGGGACAGCAAUGGAUAGAAUAAGCAAUCCUGCAACCAAUGUUUUUUCUGCUCACAUCCUGUCACACAAGUGAUGAAGACAUUUCACGCAAAGUCAUCACAGUCUGUGUCCAGACAGAUUAGAUUGUAUUAGUUGUAUUUGUGCAACACACUUUAGUCCUGUGUUAAGGUAUAAAACUCCACACAAAUAAAACUCAGUGCAAUGAAUUUUCCCUACCUAGAGUUCUAUCAUAUUCCAUGGAUGGUAUGCAGACUAACAAACAAAACCAAAUCUGAAAGGUCUCUCGUGGGGACUCCAAGCAGGCCAUGGUGCACAGCUCCUCUGUCACCUAAGGUAAGGAGUGUGCUUCUAGCAUAAGAUCUGCAAAGAUGUAGUUCCAAAUUUAGUUUCUUCCAUUCUUUCUUAGGUGCCUAGUGAGGAAUAAAGCACUCAUCAAAGCAGUUCACCAAGUCACACCUGUCAAGUGAUCUGUAGUCUCUGCCAAUAACUGUUCAUGGGCUCCUUGGCCUCUCCAACUGUGAGGGAAUGUGACUUGUUAAAAACUUCAAUAAAAGAAUUUCACGGACAAUUAUAGUGGUUCAGCAGAUAGAUGGUGACUUGUUAAGCUGCCAUAAAUCAGUUGUGGAUCUGAGCUGUAAAUAGGUGACCUAAUUUUCAAAGAAGCUGAGAUAAUAACUUUCAUCAGUGUCAAAGGAAGCUAAUAGAGACUUCAAACUUCCAAAGUCAGAAAAUUCAGGGCUAAAUUCUGACAUUUUUUAUUCUGCCUCAGUAAUAUCUCAUACUGAAUAUGAUUCCCUUGGUUUAAGUGGAACAACACCUGGUGCAAGCAACUUGGCAUUGUUUAGGCACCUGAAUAAAGAUUCGGAAACCUAAUUCUGGGUAUUCAUUUCCAUAAAUCUUGCAGUUUGAAUUCCAUAAUUUUGAAAUAAUUUCUCUUACUUUCAGUCAGGGUAUUGUUACAGCCACAGAGGUCCAAGGAGGUCAGAGAGGCUGAUUUUUAUAGAUAUAAGAUCUUUUGGAGGAGGAAGAGAAUAAGUUGGUUCAGCAGUGUUGCCUCUCUCCUUCACAUCACUCUCUGUUCCUGCUCCUCUAGGGCUUUGUUCUGUUCUGACACCAGCUUCAUGAAAGCAUAAACCUACUGUUUACAGUGCAGCUACUUCUAAUUUACACCAAAAAAAAAA
This is a messenger RNA of Motacilla alba alba, 7526 nucleotides long. RefSeq names its product family with sequence similarity 181 member A (gene FAM181A). The record is from RefSeq and is a predicted model, not a curated record. The transcript is spliced from 2 exons. NCBI's taxonomy places the organism in Eukaryota, Metazoa, Chordata, Aves, Passeriformes, Motacillidae. Bases 1014 to 1883 code for a protein of 289 amino acids.